Messenger RNA from Daphnia pulex (common water flea), 869 nucleotides. RefSeq names its product salivary glue protein Sgs-3-like. The record is from RefSeq and is a predicted model, not a curated record. The transcript has 3 exons. The coding region runs from base 80 to 643 and encodes 187 amino acids. Lineage: Eukaryota; Metazoa; Arthropoda; Branchiopoda; Diplostraca; Daphniidae.
AAUUCGCCGUCUUCUCCUCCAGUUGGUAGUCAAAGUUUCCAGUCGCUCCUCAAAAGAAUUCCCCAAGAAAAACCUAAAAAUGAACAAGGGUCUGUCAAUUUUCGCCCUGAUGAUCGGAGCGGCUCUUUUCAUCGCUCAAAUGCCAUUCCAUUCGGAAGCAGCACCCGUCGACGAGCCCCAGUUCCUGUCCAUCGACUUGGCGGAUAUGAUGGAAGAUGGUCUUACCACACCUUCACCUUUAGAAGAUGAGUCAGUAACACUGGCGACAGACGUUGAGGAUGACCGAUGUCUUACCUGCCCUACUAAGACCACACCCCAUCACACUAAACCUACCACUAAACCCACUCACCCCACCAAGAAAACCAAGCCAACCACUAAACCCACUCACCCCACCAAGAAAACCAAGCCAACAACUAAACCCACUAAACCCACUCACCCUACCAAGAAAACCAAGCCAACCACUAAACCCACUCACCCUACCAAGAAAACUAAGCCCACAACUCGUAAGCCGUGCCCCACCGUCUGUUACCCUCAUCCAGUAUGCCCUCCCUGCCAGCAUCCCGUUGAAGAUGAAGUCGAAGUGGCUGCCGAUGAUGAUGACGCAGUUGUCGAAAAAAUCGCCCCAGUCGUGGAUUUUGAAUGAGGCAACCGAACUUGUUGGAAGCUUUCCCCGGUUGAAAUGUUUGAAUGCGUAAUAUUAUAUUCUAUAAUAGAUUUUUAGAUCGUUAUCUGGACGCUAUGAAUUGGAAGCUAAAUUUCAGUUUCAUUUCGCUUUUUGCUGGCCCAAAAAACAAACCAAUGGCUCUAUUGAUUUAUGAUUUUUGACUUGGCGAAAAGUGAAUAACAAUAAACCUAUUCAAAUUCUUUAA